Spea bombifrons (plains spadefoot toad) is the source of this 1107-nucleotide messenger RNA. It is a transcript of the gene PPP1R1A, whose product is annotated as protein phosphatase 1 regulatory inhibitor subunit 1A. Gene Ontology annotation, biological process: intracellular signal transduction. NCBI's taxonomy places the organism in Eukaryota, Metazoa, Chordata, Amphibia, Anura, Pelobatidae. The coding region runs from base 88 to 639 and encodes 183 amino acids. The transcript has 7 exons. Gene Ontology annotation, molecular function: protein phosphatase inhibitor activity. Gene Ontology annotation, cellular component: cytoplasm. The record is from RefSeq and is a predicted model, not a curated record.
AGGAGACAGGGGGCUGGCAGAAUCCACCAACCUCAGAAAGCGAGAGGCUGAGCAGCAGAUCCCUGCAGAGAUCAUACAGUACAGGAGAUGGAACCCAACAGUCCCAGGAAGAUCCAGUUCACUGUCCCGCUGCUUGAACCUCACCUGGACCCAGAGGCAGCAGAGCAGAUUCGCAGGCGGAGGCCUACUCCUGCUACACUUGUCUUAAGCAGCGACCAGUCCUCUCCAGAGAUAGAUGAGGAUCGGAUGUCAAACACAUUACAAAAGUCUACAUUAUCUAUGUCCCCACAUCAGAGGAAAAAGGUAUCCAGAACAACUCCCACCAUGAAAGAACUCCAGCUGUUAGCUGAGCAUCACCUUUGCAAACAAGGAUCAGAAGAAGAAGGGAAUCUACAGCGUCAAAAUAGCUUGGAUGACAGACCUAAUCUAGGGUGUUGUUGCCAUGGCAAUACAGCUCCAAGUGAAACUACACAACAUCAGGGUAGCUGUAGCUGCUUCAAUCAUGAUGGACAACAGAAAAAUAACUCACCGGGAAAGAGACAUCUUGAUAAUUUAGAAAGAAAUAUAUCGGAUGGGUCUAUGCAAAAAAGCCAGGAGGCUGAUACAACAAAACAAAGCAGCCACAUACAUGACAAGUAGAUCCUGAGAGAAGUGUGUUACAGAACAUCGAGUAUUUUGGAGCCAGGAAGUGCAACCCACGCGACCCCACGAUGCGGGAUGUCGCACAUAAUGGAUCCAAGGAGGCCUCUUGUUGAAAAUGAUUUUUCUUUGUCACCUCUCUGCUGCUAGGGGAUCCUGCGUCUGCACUGAGCCUGGAGCAAUAAUUUACAGGUCCCUCUAGCAGCAAAGGAGUCAAUGAAAAGAGUGUUGUGUUUGAUACACUAUGUCUGUUAGUUUUUGUAUGGAUGGGAUGUUUUUAUAAGCAGAAGGGGUACAAUUGAUGACUUUACUCAAAAUGAACCUCUGAUGGGGUUGUGACAGGUGGUUUAAAUAUAUAUCACAAUAUAAUAUUUUAUUCAUUAUCCAUUCAUUUUUUGCAAUAGCCCUUAGAUUUGUGUGAAAUUGUGCUUUACAACUUUAAGCAGAAAUGGAUUAAUUACACUCCUU